Cantharellus anzutake is the source of this 825-nucleotide messenger RNA. RefSeq lists its product as uncharacterized. The record is from RefSeq and is a predicted model, not a curated record. The coding region runs from base 1 to 825 and encodes 274 amino acids. Lineage: Eukaryota; Fungi; Basidiomycota; Agaricomycetes; Cantharellales; Hydnaceae. The transcript is spliced from 4 exons.
AUGCCGAAAGAAGGCAUUGUUCAGAAAUUAGGAGGAGAAUUGGCAUGUACCAAAGGUUUGGCCAAACGUCCACUUACGAUGGACCUCUCAAACAGAGAGGCGAAUUCGCCUGAAACCAAAGAAACGCUGCGAGGAAGAUUUCCCCCAGCGAAAACCCCCCCAAAGGAGAGAUCUCCAUUGGAUAGUGACCCUGCGAAGGCAGGGGAGCAAGAGGAGUACCUGGAGAAAUGGUACGAAAAGGCCAUAAGAAUGGCUGAAGUGAGAAUACUCACUCCCUACCCAGAAGGAGUGAAGCCUGAAGCUCUAAAAAAUGGGCCAGCAUUCCCUGACAAGAAAUGGUCAGGGGAGAAUGACAUGUCCAUUUUAUGUCAUUUGUCCAGUCACGCUGGUUUACGUCAUAAGAAUUUGGAGCUCCGGAUAAGUCCAGUAGUCGCACCGGAUACAAAUUUCCUCACAAAUGAGUGCCGCAAACCAACAACCAUCUGCGUUGCUAACAGGCACCACAUACCCCCAGCCUCCUCAGAGGGGCUUCCAACCAUAUGCGGUGCAAACUGCACCAAUGGUGCAACAAGCGCCAUUCCAGGGGCAGCAUUUGCUGUUGCAGCCCCAGGUCCAACAACACCCCAGCCAAAUGCAGGCUGGGAAUCAGCCAUCACAUCAGCGGAGGGAGAUGAGGGAGUGACAGCGGCUCCUCAUCCAGACCGUCCAAAUGAGCAUGGUCUGAUAACUCAAGGGCAUCAGAAGACACCUGCGACCAUUGCGCCCACUGGAGGCAUGAAUACAACAGAGCACGAAGAGAUGCCGAGGGCAUCUUCGACUCUCUGA